AGUCGCGACGCUUCAAGAGGAAGCCCCGUCCUGGCUGCUGAGAUGUGUGCCCACUCUCACCUUCAGCGUCUCUUCUGAAGGCUGCACUGCAGCCACCAUCUGAGAAGUGUGUGGGAGGCCCAUGACCCUGCAAGAGAGCAGCCUGAGCUGACCUGUGUGCUAGGAGAUGUGGUUGCAUCGGGCUCUGGCUGCCCAGCCGUGCUGGGCCACGCCACAGGGCCCUGCCAGUGGGCUCUGAGCACCUGCCUGCUGCAUCAUUUCUGCCUGUAACGCUCGCCCUGCAGAAGCCCCACUGCAGCCCCCACCCACGAGGAUGCUGCUGCUUCUGCUCGCUCUUCUGCUGGGAACAGCCCUGGCCUUUGCUCCUGGACCGAGGAUUACCUGGGAGCACAGAGAGGUGAAAGUGCUGCAGUUCCAUGAGCCGGGAGUCUUCAACUACUCUGUCUUGCUGCUGAGCGAGGAUGGGAACACCUUGUAUGUGGGCGCCCGAGAAGCCGUGUUUGCCCUCAGCGCCCUGAACAUCUCCCACAAGUUGCAUGAGGCUCGGUGGAAGGUCUCAGAAGAUAAAAAAGCAAAAUGUGCAGAGAAGGGCAAGUCCAAGCAGACCGAGUGUCUCAACUACAUCCGUGUGCUCCAGCCACUCGGCCCCGGGGCUCUGUACGUGUGUGGCACCAAUGCCUUUCAACCUACCUGUGACCACCUGAAUUUAACAUCGUUCCAGUUUCUGGGGAAAAAUGAGGAUGGCAAAGGGAGGUGCCCCUUCGACCCAGCCCAUACCUACACAUCGGUGAUGGUUGAUGGAGACUUAUAUUCUGGGACGUCCUACAACUUCCUGGGGAGUGAACCCAUCAUCUCCCGGAAUUCUUCACACAGCCCCCUGAGGACAGAAUAUGCGAUUCCAUGGCUAAACGAGCCAAGUUUUGUCUUCUCGGAUGUGGUGCGGGAGAGUCCUGACAGCACCACAGGCGGGGAUGACCGUGUGUUCUUCUUCUUCACUGAAGUGUCUGUGGAAUAUGAGUUUGUCUUCAAGCUCCUAAUCCCUCGCGUGGCACGGGUAUGCAAGGGGGACCAAGGUGGCCUGCGCACCCUACAGAAGAAGUGGACGUCGUUCCUCAAGGCCAGACUGGUGUGUGCCAGGCCUGACAGCAACCUGGUCUUUAACGUGCUGCAGGAUGUGUUUGUCCUUCGGGCCAAGGACCUCAAGGAGCCUGUGUUCUAUGGGGUGUUCACUCCACAACUGAACAAUGUGGGACUGUCGGCAGUGUGUGCGUACAACCUGUCCACAGUGGAGGCUGUCUUCUCGAAAGGCAAAUACAUGCAGAGUACCACAGUGGAGCAAUCCCACACCAAGUGGGUGCGCUACAAUGGGGCCCUGCCCACGCCGCGACCUGGAGCGUGCAUUGACCGUGCAGCACGGGCUGCCAACUUCUCCAGCUCGCUCAGCCUGCCUGACAAAACCCUGCAGUUCGUCAAGGACCACCCGCUCAUGGAUGACUCUGUGACCCCAGCAGACAACAAGCCACGACUCAUUAAGAGCGGCGUGAACUACACGCAGAUUGUGGUGGACCACACCCACACCCUGGACGGGAUGGCCUAUGAUGUGUUGUUUGUUGGCACAGACCGGGGUGCCCUGCACAAGGCCAUCAACCUAAACGGUGAUGCCCACAUCAUCGAGGAGAUUCAGCUGUUCCGGGACUCAGAGCCUGUGCAGACACUCCUGUUAUCUUCCACAAAGGGCCGGAAGUUUGUUUAUGCAGGCUCCAAGUCAGGAGUAGUGCAGGUCCCCGUGGCCUUCUGUAAACACAGCUCCUGCCAGGACUGCGUGCUGGCCCGAGACCCCUACUGUGCCUGGAGCCCCGCGGAGGCCACUUGUGUGUCCCUGAAUGAGACUCACAGCUCCCACAGGUCUCUGAUCCAGGACAUGAGUGGAGACGUGUCCAGCUGCCCAGAUAAAUUUAAAGAAAGUUUCCGGCAGCAUUUUCUCAAGCACGGCAGCACAGCCGAACUCAAAUGUUCCCAAAAGUCCAACCUGGCACGGGUGGUAUGGAAGUUCCAGAAUGGCGUGGUCGCGGCCGAGAGCCCCAAAUACAGCCUUUUGGGCAGGAAGAAUCUGCUCAUCUUCAACCUGUCCGAGGGGGACAGUGGGGUAUACCAGUGCUUGUCCGAAGAGAAGGUUCGCAAUCGGACAGUCUUGCAGCUGCUGGCCAAGCACGUCCUUGAGGUCCGGGUACCCCUUCAGACCAUGCCGGCCUCCCGCCCUCCUGUCACCCGCACAGAAAGCAGCAAGCUCACCCCCAGAGCAUUCGGGGGGCCCACCCAGGACUCCCCUCCGCAAACCCCCAUGCCACGAGCCCCCAGACCCAGUGCUGCCACCCUGCCUGCCAGCUCAGCGCCCACCAGUACCGCUUGUGAGCACAAGAUAGUCAUCAACACAGUGCCCCAGCUGCACUCGGAGAAGACGCUGUACCUCAAGUCCAGUGACAACCGCCUCCUCAUGUUCCUCUUCCUAUUCUUCUUUCUCCUCUGCCUCAGCCUCUUCUCCUACAAUUGCUACAAGGGCUAUCUGCCCAGCCAAUGCCUCAAGUUUCGUUCAGCUGUACUGUUGGGAAAAAAGGAGCCAGCGCCUGACUUUUCCGACUGUGAGCAGAGUGUGAAGGAGACACUGGUGGAGCAGGGCAGCUACUCCCAGCACAAUGGCACACAGGCCAGGCCAGCCCUGGAUACGGGCUAUGAGACAGAGCAGGACACCAUGGCUAGCCGGGCACCCACCGACCGCGAGGAUUCACAGAAACUGGACGAUCUCCCCAUCCGGGACCGGCCAUUUGACGUCAAGUGCGAGCUCAAGUUCGCCGACUCAGAUGCCGACGGGGACUGAGGCAUCAGCCCUGUAUGCUCUUGGUCUUCCCUGUUCUGUUUCUUGGUCCCCUGGUACAUCAGGGUGGUCACAAACCUCCGUCUUCUGUGUCUCUUUCUCUUGGGUCAAGCGUGUAAUGUGGUGUCUUUGUUUUCUGGGAAGACAGUGAACCCGACCCAACCUUGAGGUGACUUGGGGGACUGGGAGUACUUGGACGGGGUCCUCACCCAGGGAUGGGAACAAUGGGACCACCACGGGCCCCUGCGUCCGCCCCUGAUCCCAUCACAGCCACUGAACGAUAAUUUAAUUCCAGAUUGGAAAUAAUGUUUUAGUUUUAUCAGAUUGGUAACUUAUCGUGUGUUGCCCAGAUUUGCACGGACCUUUUUUUCUCUGUAAUUUUUAUUUUAAUUAAGUUUAGGAUUUGGCUUCACUUAUGUCGGUCUAUUAGGUCAUCGUUUUGGUUUCUUUCUUUUAAUUGCUGAAGUGUAGAUGCUUUAAUCUUUUGAAGAGGGACCGCCACUAGAUUAUGUUUCUGUCAGAAUAAAGAUAGGACUUACGUUGUUUCAGAUUCUCAGGGAUAAACUUAUUUUUGCUAAAUGCAUUCUCUUCACUUUUUUUUUUAGAAAUACAAACAAAACCCAUCUCUCCAGCUCACAGGCAACUUUUUAAAUUUUUUUAUUUGAUUCCUUGAGGGAAACUUGGUUUUCAGAGAGAUUUUCUUUCUGUACUUUUUGUUGUUAUUGUUCUCUUCUUUGACAUUUUUUUCAAGGGGGAGAGGAGGUGGGAGAUUUUCACACCUGCACCAGGGAAGGGGGAGCUGGGGGGUCAGCCCAGCUGUAUGUCCCUUCUGCGUACCAGGCCAGUGAAAAGUUGUCAGGUCAUCUCAGCGCCACCAUCUGUUCCUUCUCCCUCAACCCACUGCCCCCAUUCACUCUCAUGUGCUGUGCCCUUGGAACCUGUUUGAUGGCAGGGGCAAGGGAGAUCCCUACACCCAGAGAGGCCCCUGCCACAGCCCUCUGGCCCAGUGAAAGAGCCAGUGUUUUCCAGGCAGGGAGCCCAGCUGUGUUCAGCCAGGGAAAGUCCCCCAGCUCCAAAGGACUGUUUUGGUGUCAUGUUCGUGUUUUAUAAGAUUUACUUUGUUUUUAUUUUUCUACCUGGAAUUGUAUACAUUUGCAAAGUAAUCAAAUAAACUAGACACUUAUAUCCUGGA
Messenger RNA from Suncus etruscus (white-toothed pygmy shrew), 4064 nucleotides. It is a transcript of the gene SEMA4D, whose product is annotated as semaphorin 4D. Gene Ontology annotation, biological process: positive regulation of cell migration; negative regulation of axon extension involved in axon guidance; negative regulation of transcription by RNA polymerase II. The record is from RefSeq and is a predicted model, not a curated record. Gene Ontology annotation, molecular function: semaphorin receptor binding; chemorepellent activity. The transcript is spliced from 15 exons. Bases 314 to 2875 code for a protein of 853 amino acids. Lineage: Eukaryota; Metazoa; Chordata; Mammalia; Eulipotyphla; Soricidae.